Entamoeba nuttalli P19 is the source of this 246-nucleotide messenger RNA. RefSeq lists its product as hypothetical. Bases 1 to 246 code for a protein of 81 amino acids. The transcript has a single exon. NCBI's taxonomy places the organism in Eukaryota, Evosea, Mastigamoebida, Endamoebidae. The record is from RefSeq and is a predicted model, not a curated record.
AUGACAUUUGCUUUAACAAUGAAUGUUAUAGCGGUGAUGUUUACAAUUACAUUCAAUUACACUAUGAAAGAAGUUGUUGAUGAUUUUGGUCAAAUGAUUCGAGAACGUAGAUUUAUCAAGAACAAAUAUUACAAAUCAAUUCUUUUAAAUUGGAAAGAAGUGAUGCAAGUUUCUCCAUCAAAACCACUUUGGCUAGGAUUUCUUCCAACUCCACCAUUUACGUCAUUAGAGAAGUUAAGCAAUUAA